AUGGCAGGAAGUUCGAGUUCGACCUUAGUUACUGAAGUCAACCUUCAGUUUGAAGCCUGGAUGGCAGUCGACCAGCUGCUACUUGGGUGGUUAUAUAAUUCCAUGACCCCUGAAGUUGUUGUUCAAGUCAUGAGAUGUGAGAGUGCUAGAACGUUGUGGGAUAGCAUCAACGAGCUUUUUGGUGUCCAAUCACGUGCAGAAGAAGAUUAUCUCAGGGCUUUGGUGUCACAGGUUCUCCUUGGAUUGGAUGAGGAAUACAAUGCUAUUGUAGCAACCAUUCAGAGCAAAGAAAAUGUGUCAUGGUUAGAUAUGCAAUCAGAGUUGCUUCUGUUUGAAAAGAGGGCUGAACGAAAACAUAGAGAUAUUGUUGAAAAGGGGCUGAUUAUGCUAGCUCAAGCCUUCAUUCCACUUACUUAUUGGUGGGAAGCCUUUGUAUAUGCUACUUACCUCAUAAAUGGUAUGCCAACUUCGGUUCUACAAGGUACAACAACAACACCAACACAACAGACUACUCCUUCCCUCUUGCCUACUGCCCCUAUGCCUUGGCUACCUACUGCCUUUACUCAACCGCCCACUACCCCUGCUCCAUCACCCACAGUCCCUGCUCCAUCGCCUACUGUCCAUGCCCCUUUGACUAUUGUCCCUGCUCCAUCCCCUCACCCAUGUGCCAGUGUUCCUACAUCAAUAUACACACCAAUUCCUCCCACUCUAUCGAUCUCUGUCCCAGCCACAAAUAUCUACUCACCAGCAAACCUUACGACCACCUAUAUACCUUCCCCAUAG
Molecule: messenger RNA, 783 nt
Organism: Benincasa hispida (wax gourd)
Lineage: Eukaryota; Viridiplantae; Streptophyta; Magnoliopsida; Cucurbitales; Cucurbitaceae
Source: RefSeq, a predicted model, not a curated record